Messenger RNA from Humulus lupulus (European hop), 564 nucleotides. Its product is annotated as protein ALP1-like. The record is from RefSeq and is a predicted model, not a curated record. NCBI's taxonomy places the organism in Eukaryota, Viridiplantae, Streptophyta, Magnoliopsida, Rosales, Cannabaceae. The coding region runs from base 1 to 564 and encodes 187 amino acids. The transcript is spliced from 2 exons.
AUGGUUUAUCUAAUUUGUGUUGGAGCAAUUGAUGGUACUCAUGUAAGUGCAAUUGCACCAACUCUAAAACAACUUGCAUUUAGAGGAAGAAAAGUAGAUGUAUCACAAAAUGUAAUGGAUGCAUGCUCCUUUAAUAUGAUGUUUACUUAUGUCUACGCUGGAUGGGAAGGAACAGCCAAUGAUUCCCGAGUGCUUCUUGAUGCAAUGAGAAAAGAUGAUAACUUCCCUAUGCCACCACAAGGAAAAUACUAUGUUGUCGAUUCUGGCUAUCCAAAUAUGCCUGGGUUUCUAGCACCAUAUUGUGGUGAACGUUAUCAUUUGAGUCGUUUUAGAGGAAGAGGGAACCAUCCUAGAGGUGCGAUGGAGUUAUUUAAUUAUAGACAAUCAUCAUUGCGUAAUGUGAUUGAAUGCUGUUUUAGACUUCUAAAAGCCAGGUUUCCAAUUUUGAAGUCAAUGCCACCAUACUUGCUUGGAAAGCAACGUCGAAUACCAAUAGCAUGUUGUGCUAUCCACAACUGGAUUAGAAUGCAUUCUAUUAAUGAUGAAAUGUUUGAACAAGAUUAA